CUACUAUAAUAACAACAAAAUUUUUCUUCAAAAUAUUUCAGAUUACUCAUCUCGUUUUAGAAACAAAAUCAAAACAGAAGACGAAAAAAUGGAAGGAAAAAAAAAAAAGAAAGUUAACGAUAAAUCAAUUCUUGAUCAAUUCCUGAAAAUUGGAAAGAGACAAGAGGCGCGAGAAUAAGUAAUAAGAGUAAUAGUAAGAGGGAAAGCGCAGCGUGGCAAGUGCGGAGUUGCCACCCUUCGUCAGCUGUCCUGUACGAGGCAGCCAGUACGCGUCGUGGCUUCGCCACGUGCUUCUCGUCUCGUUGGAAAUUUCGCGUUCACUAUUUGUCUGAUUAUGUUUUCAUUUUCUCUCGUCUUAUUCUUGUGUUAAUUUGUUGACUUACGAUGAUGCAAUUCCGUGAUGCAAUUCGUAAAGAAAAUCUUGAUAUUUUCACAAUCGGUGAUUAUUCCGCUCUUGUGACCAUGUGACCAAUGCAAUUGUCAUGUAUUUGCUAUGGAUAUUUUUGCAUGUGUAUUUUGAGCAAACAUAUUAGAAAUAGAAGAAAUCUAAAACGCUGGCCGUUUCAAACGAAUUGAUGAAUGAAUCAGGACGUAUUGUAAGGGAGGAUCAGUCCCAAGACAUGAUGAAGCAGCGAGUCCUUCUGGCCCUCGCCAAUUUGAUCACAUCUUAUGCAUCGUUUCUAGCGGCGACAGGGGCGAAAACAUCCACGAGGCAGAGGACGCAGAGCAAUAAUCAUAGCAACAUAAGCGAGCUCUUGGACAAUUUGCUUCGCGGUUACGACAACAGCGUGAGACCAGACUUCGGCGGUCCACCGGCCACAGUUGAGGUCGACAUCAUGGUGCGCAGUAUGGGUCCGAUUUCCGAAGUCGAUAUGACUUAUUCAAUGGAUUGUUACUUCCGACAAUCGUGGGUGGAUCGACGUUUGGCUUUUCAAGGCGGUAAAGAAACUCUGGCGCUUAGUAUAUCGAUGCUAGCAAGGAUCUGGAAGCCGGAUACGUAUUUUUACAACGGGAAGCACAGUUAUUUACACACUAUAACCAGUCCCAACAAAUUCGUCAGACUUUAUCAAGAUGGCAGAGUGCUCUACAGUUCAAGACUCACGAUCAAGGCAGGAUGUCCAAUGAAUCUUGAAAAUUUUCCAAUGGAUACACAAAGAUGUCCAUUACAAUUUGGAAGCUCAGAAAGAGAAAGAGAAAAAGAGAGCGAUUUAAAUCACAAAUACAUCUCUGGAGAGGAGUUUUCAUUGACUCAGAAAGUCGGUUACACGAAGCGGGACGUGAUCUACAAGUGGAACAGCGCUCGACAAGUAGCAAUCGCCGAGGACAUGAAAUUAUCCCAAUUCGAUUUGGUUGCCAAUCCGACUGCAAAUUAUUCUGCAUCGACGACCCUUUCACAUACGGAAUAUUCGAUGUUGCUGGUAUAUUUUCAUCUGCAAAGGCAUAUGGGUAAUUUUCUUAUACAAGUAUAUGGACCUUGUGUUUUGCUAGUCGUCCUUUCUUGGGUUUCUUUCUGGUUAAAUCGAGAAGCCACUGCAGAUCGUGUAUCACUAGGAAUAACAACUGUGUUAACAAUGACAUUUUUGGGAUUGGAGGCACGAACCGAUCUGCCAAAAGUUCCUUACCCCACUGCCUUGGAUUUCUUCGUUUUCCUCUCGUUCGCCUUCAUUUUCGCCACCAUUAUACAAUUCGCGGUGGUCCAUUAUUUCACCAAGUACGGUUCCGGCGAGUGUUAUUUCAGUUCGGAUCUAAGCGAAAGUGAAACUUCCAGCGAUGAAGAGGAAGCGGAUACGCGGCCAUUGAAGAAAGAACCAAUUUCCCAAUCGAACAAAAGAACUGCCGGAAAUCUAGCAACUCGUGAACAUCCAAGUCGUAAUUUUACAAUGAAUGAAGACGGUAUGAUCGAGGUAAUACCGUUAUCAGCAAUUCCAGAACCGAGCAAAAAUCCUGCAAUGAGUCAUUGGCAAAUGUCCUGCGUGGCCUGCAGUCCACCUCCUCGUCAAACUCCUCCAAGCAAAAAGGAAUCAGGUCGAAGACGACGCAGAAGGACUCCUAGAUACAAUUCUGUAUCAAAAAUUGAUCGAGCCAGCCGCAUCGUGUUCCCCAUAUUCUUCCUAGCGAUCAACGUAUUUUAUUGGUUUGCAUAUUUGUCGAGAAGCGAGCGUAUCAAUUAUUAUAACGUGAAUUCAAAUGGCACGUGAGACUGGUCGUUAAACAAAAUAUUGAAGAGAAAACACAUGUACGAACAUUCUCCAUGGAGUUAUUUAUGAGGAAAUACUUGUUCGACCAAUCUAGAAAUAUUAUUUUGAGAGAUCAUAUCUGUAAUAAAAUUUACUUCUUCGCGAAGUAGUCGAAUCACUUAACAAAGAUAAUGAGACUUUUGAACAAUUAAAUAAAUGAAUAUUAUCGUUAUCAUUCAUAAAUUUAAUCGUAAAAUAAGAUCGUUAAAUAAGAAA
This is a messenger RNA of Apis cerana (Asiatic honeybee), 2453 nucleotides long. It is a transcript of the gene Grd, whose product is annotated as GABA-gated ion channel. Gene Ontology annotation, molecular function: extracellular ligand-gated monoatomic ion channel activity; GABA-A receptor activity. Gene Ontology annotation, cellular component: membrane. The record is from RefSeq and is a predicted model, not a curated record. Lineage: Eukaryota; Metazoa; Arthropoda; Insecta; Hymenoptera; Apidae. Gene Ontology annotation, biological process: monoatomic ion transmembrane transport.